CCCACCCCGGCGCUGCCGUUCCGUUGCACAGCAGCGCACCUUGGCGGCUGAGAUCCUGGCCAGCGCAACCUGGAAUCCAUCUCUGGAGAAAACAUCCUGACAGCUUGUCAGCAGGAAUCGAUCUGUCCGACAACCACUUGCAAUUCCAAUUCCAUUGCGGAUACGGGGCUAACGAGCGGUUUCUUUGGCGAGAAAACGACCUGCCGCCGAACCUGAAACGACGAAGAAUACCCGACGCAAGACAGAGAGACCCGACCCAUCAAUGCGAACAGUUACCUAGCAGCGUAACCCACCACUAAACCCCCCAAGCUCGAGCGCACCGCGACACAGCCCGCCAUGGCGCAAGUCUUCUUCGACCUCAUUUCCUCCUUCGGGAGCUGUCUCAACUGCUUCCCGAGCUCGCCAACGCUCAAAAUCAACAGCCGCAGCUUCAAGAUCCUGCGCCUGCUAGGCGAGGGCGGCUUCUCGUACGUCUACCUGGUGCAGGACACAUCCACCUCGGAGCUCUUCGCGCUCAAGAAGAUCCGGUGCCCGUUCGGGGCCGAGUCGGUCGCGCAGGCGAUGAAGGAGGUCGAGGCCUACAAGCUGUUCGCCCACAGCCCGGGCGUCAUCCACAGCGUCGACUACUCCAUCGCCACCGAGCGCGGCGGCGGCGACGAGUCCAAGACCGUCUACGUCCUGCUGCCCUACUACCGCCGCGGCAACCUGCAGGAUUUGAUCAACGCCAACCUGGUUAAUCAUACGCGGUUUCCCGAGAAGCGGCUGAUGUUGCUGUUUUUGGGCGUGUGUAGGGCGAUGAGGGAUAUGCAUCUGUACCGGGGUGGUGGGGAGGUGGGUGGUGGUGGGGGUGGGCCGGCGAGGGAGCGGAUGGAGAUGAGGGCGGAUGGGGUGGAUGAGCAUAUCAGGGCCAAGGGGACAAGGGCGGCGGAUGACGAGGACGAGACGGAACAGCAACGGUCGUUGCUGACCGAGGACGAGAGGAUGCCGGCUGCCGCGCCGGGGGCGACGAGGAGUUAUGCCCAUCGCGAUAUCAAGCCGGCCAACAUCAUGAUAUCCGACUCCGGCACGGAGCCCAUCAUAAUGGACCUGGGCUCCGUCGCGGUAUCCCCGCUCCCCAUCACCAGCCGGUCGCUGGCGAUCGCGACCCAGGACACGGCGGCCGAGCACAGCACGAUGCCGUACCGGGCGCCGGAGCUGUUCGACGUCAAGACGGGCACCGUCGUCGACACCAAGGUCGACAUCUGGUCGCUCGGCUGCACCCUGUACGCCUGCCUCGUCGGCAAGUCGCCCUUCGAGAUGCGCAGCGACGAGACCGGCGGCUCCCUCAGCAUCUGCGUCCUGUCGGGCGACUGGCGCUUUCCCGACGAGGGCCCCGGUGGCAAGCCCAAGUCUAAGGGGAAGGGCCCUGCGGCGGCGGCGGCCGCGGCGGCGGAGGACGAGACGAUUAGCGAGCCGAUCCGGGAGGUGGUUAGGGGGUGUUUGAAGGUGGAGCCGGCUGAGCGGCCGGACAUCGAUGAGUUGAUUGCGAUUGUGGAGCAGGUCGUGGAGGAGCUGCCCGAUGACGGCUCGGCUUGAAGGGAGGGAUUUGGUGGGUGGUCUCUAUUGUAUGUAUGGCGUGGGCAGGUUUGUGAUAUAGGCGGGCGUUGGGCGCCGGCAGGGACAUUUGGGCGGGCUUUAUCUGUAUCAUCAUGUUCUGUGGCCGCUGUGUUAGUCGCUCUGAAUUUAGCUGGUGUUGGUGCGGUCUGGGACUGGCGGUCGUUAUCAAUAUAGAAGGAUCAUACGGACUAGAUGCUGGGGCGUAAUGUGGUUCGAGGUGAUGGGUAUCAAGUCGAGCACACUCCCAACGUUCGAAUCCGAGUUCACUUGUUGAUGCCAGUCUCUCCG
Molecule: messenger RNA, 1884 nt
Organism: Chaetomium fimeti
Lineage: Eukaryota; Fungi; Ascomycota; Sordariomycetes; Sordariales; Chaetomiaceae
Product: kinase-like domain-containing protein
Exons: 3
Coding region: 337-1575 (412 amino acids)
Biological process (GO): vacuolar protein processing; regulation of vacuole fusion, non-autophagic; protein phosphorylation
Cellular component (GO): cytoplasm; Golgi apparatus
Molecular function (GO): protein serine/threonine kinase activity; ATP binding
Source: RefSeq, a predicted model, not a curated record